Andrographis paniculata is the source of this 1939-nucleotide messenger RNA. Its product is annotated as general transcription and DNA repair factor IIH subunit TFB2. Gene Ontology annotation, biological process: nucleotide-excision repair. NCBI's taxonomy places the organism in Eukaryota, Viridiplantae, Streptophyta, Magnoliopsida, Lamiales, Acanthaceae. Gene Ontology annotation, cellular component: transcription factor TFIIH core complex; transcription factor TFIIH holo complex. Gene Ontology annotation, molecular function: ATPase activator activity; double-stranded DNA binding. The coding region runs from base 457 to 1818 and encodes 453 amino acids. The record is from RefSeq and is a predicted model, not a curated record. The transcript has 15 exons.
AUAAUAAUAACAACAAUGAUAUUUAUAUAAUUAAUAAAUAGAUCAUAAAAUGGAGAUCAAAGCCGACGACAGUGGGACGGGGUGCCGAUUGGCGGACGGCAGCGGCGGCGUUAUCGGAGAAGGGAAUAUCGGCGGAGAUUCCGGCGAGUGCUUUAGUUUCAGCAGAAAGGAGCAAGACUCGAAAUGAGAUGCCUUGGUUCGGUUAACUAGCAGGAACUUCACUGCCCUAGGCUCUCAAGGGAAAUAACCUAGCAUUGUUACUGCCUUUAUCCGGCCAUGGCGGAGCUCCUGAUACUGUUUGUAGCUAGAUUUCAGCAACUACCACUCCUUACUUGUUGAGCCGAUACUCAUUUCAGCUUUGAGGAGUCAUAAUUGGGGAUGGAACGAUUUGGUAAUUGUAUCUAGCUAGUAAAGUUCUCAUAUUUCUGGGAGUUAAAAUUUCUCGGGAAGGUAAAGAUGCCGCAGGUGAGGAUUGUGGCGAAAAACUUUAUGGACAUGGUGGCAUCAUUGCCAGCAGUGAAGCUCGACAAGCUCUACGAUAAUUCUUUCAUCUGCGAGGCUAUACUCAGAUCUUUGCCUCCAUUGGCAAAGAAAUAUGUGCUACAGCUAUUAUACAUUGAUGGUCCAGUGACAGCAAAGUGGUUGGAAGAAUGGGUUCUUUCAGAUGGUGUCUCAAAGCACAAAGUAGCAAUAGAUAGAUUGAUUCAGCUGAGAAUCCUGACUGAAACUGUUGAACGGAAGAAGGAAGCUACAUAUCUAUUUAAUCCAACCUUUCAGCAAAAUCUCCAGAGACACAUAGUGCACGGUGGAGUUUUACCAAGAGAACCAAUGCCUUCUAAUGUCACAGCAAGGCUUCCUAGCUUGGAUGAUUUGGAUGCCUAUGCUGCUCAACAAUGGGAGAUGUUUCUUCUGCACCUCAUUAAUUCUGCCGAAGCGGAAAGGUCAACAAACAUAAGCUCUUCCAUGAUGAAAAUAUUUCAGCGUGGUCUCUUGAAUCAAAAAGACGACAGGGACUCUCUAAAAUUGACAGAGAGUGGCUUCCAGUUUCUGCUGAUGGACACAAAUGCACAACUUUGGUACAUAGUCAGAGAAUAUAUAACCAACUGUGAGGAUCAUGGUGUGGAUACUGCUGAUCUGAUAUCGUUUCUACUGGAACUCAGUUUUCAUGUUACCGGCCAGGCAUAUAGCUUAAACACCUUGUCCGAUAUACAGAAGAACAUAAUAAAGGACCUGGCUGAUUUGGGGUUGGUCAAACUCCAACAGGGCAGGAAAGAGAGUUGGUUUAUUCCAACUAAAUUAGCUACCAAUCUCUCCAUUAGCUUGGCAGAUACGUCAUCAAGAAAACAGGGAUUUGUUGUUGUGGAAACAAACUUUCGGAUGUAUGCAUAUUCCACAUCUAAAUUGCAUUGUGAGAUUUUACGUCUCUUCUCAAGGAUUGAGUACCAGCUUCCUAACCUCAUCGUUGGAGCAAUUACGAAAGAAAGCUUGUACAAAGCAUUUCAAAACGGCAUUACAUCCGAGCAGAUAGUAUCUUUUCUUCAGCAGAAUGCUCAUCCUCGAGUUGCCGAAAAAAUGCCAUGUGUCCCAGAAAACGUUACGGAUCAGAUUAGGUUGUGGGAAGCUGAUCUGAACAGAAUCGAGAUGACGCCUGCACAUCUGUACGAUGAAUUUCCAUCGAGGGACGUGUUUGAGGCUGCUUGUGACUUUGCGCGUGAAUACGGAGGUCUGUUAUGGGAAAACUCGAAGAAAAUGCGCAUUGUCGUGAAAGCAGAAAUUUUGGCGCAGAUGAAAGAAUUCCUCCGGAAGCAGAGACAAUAACGCCGUGUAGAUCGAGGCUACACGGCGAAACCUUGGUCGAAACGGUAUAUUAUCUUCUUGUUCAUUUUGAAAAAUUGAGUUUUUUGCAGAAGUUCAUUUCUGAAAUAAAGAAUCUUGGCGA